ACAUAUUUAUAUCAAUAUAUAAUUAUAGGACCCGUCAAUUUACACCUACAUCAUAAAAUGUUUAGGUCACUGUGUCAAGUUAAAUAUAGUUUAAUACUCAAUCUUUAAACAGAUCUUGAGAUCCCUUAGAUCGCAUUUGCACUCCUUCGAGUGUUUUGAAUGCAAGAACAUAAGGCAUGUUUGUGGAUCGAGUAGUUACACUGCCUACUGAAGUGUUUUCUUCACUGUAUAAACUGCGCGUUGCUCAUACAGCUGAAGUUUGACUUACUGCCCUCUGGAGUAAACAGGUGGUACUACAAGCUUGCAUUUCUCAAGAAUCUUCCUUAUUAUGGAAGAUAUACAGUCACCUAAAGGAUUAUUAGGAACACCUGUUCAAUUUCUCAUUAAUGCAAUUAUCUAAUCAACCAAUCACAUGGCAGUUGCUUCAAUGCAUUUAGGGGUGUGGUCCUGGUCAAGACAAUCUCCUGAACUCCAAACUGAAUGUCAGAAUGGGAAAGAAAGGUGAUUUAAGCAAUUUUGAGCGUGGCAUGAUUGUUGGUGCCAGACGGGCUGGUCUGAGUAUUUCACAAUCUGCUCAGUUACUGGGAUUUUCACGCACAACCAUUUCUAGGGUUUACAAAGAAUGGUGUGAAAAGGGAAAAACAUCCAGUAUGCGGCAGUCCUGUGGGCUGAAAAUGCCUUGUUGAUGCUACAGGUCAGAGGAGAAUGGGCCGACUGAUUCAAGCUGAUAGAAGAGCAACUUUGCCUGAAAUAACCACUCGUUACAACCGAGGUAUGCAGCAAAGCAUUUGUGAAGCCACAACACGCACAACCUUGAGGCGGAUGGGCUACAACAGCAGAAGACCCCACCGGGUACCACUCAUCUCCACUACAAAUAGGAAAAAGAGGCUAUAAUUUGCAAGAGCUCACCAAAAUUGGACAGUUGAAGACUGGAAAAAUGUUGCCUGGUCUGAUGAGUCUCGAUUUCUGUUGAGACAUUCAGAUGGUAGAGUCAGAAUUUGGCGUAAACAGAAUGAGAACAUGGAUCCAUCAUGCCUUGUUACCACUGUGCAGGCUGGUGGUGGUGGUGUAAUGGUGUGGGGGAUGUUUUCUUGGCACACUUUAGGCCCCUUAGUGCCAAUUGGGCAUCGUUUAAAUGCCACGGCCUACCUGAGCAUUGUUUCUGACCAUGUCCAUCCCUUUAUGGCCACCAUGUACCCAUCCUCUGAUGGCUACUUCCAGCAGGAUAAUGCACCAUGUCACAAAGCUCGAAUCAUUUCAAAUUGGUUUCUUGAACAUGACAAUGAGUUCACUGUACUAAAAUGGCCCCCACAGUCACCAGAUCUCAACCCAAUAGAGCAUCUUUGGGAUGUGGUGGAACGGGAGCUUCGUGCCCUGGAUGUGCAUCCCACAAAUCUCCAUCAACUGCAAGAUGCUAUCCUAUCAAUAUGGGCCAACAUUUCUAAAGAAUGCUUUCAGCACCUUGUUGAAUCAAUGCCACGUAGAAUUAAGGCAGUUCUGAAGGCCAAAGGGGGUCAAACACAGUAUUAGUAUGUGUUCCUAAUAAUCCUUUAGGUGAGUGUAUAUGGAAAAUAACGCAUUAUUUUUGGUAAAAUUAAUCGCACUGAAUUAACCCGUUAAAUCGACAGCCCUAAUAUAUAUAUAUAUAUAUAUAUGCCCACUAUCAUGUAUGUGUUUACAGACUAAUAAACAUCCCUAAACCUAUGUACAGUAUAUGUAAUUGUAGUAGCCAAACAUCUCUAAUAACCAAAGUGGUUUCAUAGAAUCACGUUACUAUACCUACAUUUACAAGCUUGUUUGAGUGCGAACAAUUGUGCGGUAACAACUAGUAGCAUUAGCUAAUUAGCAUUAAUUAGCAUUGCACUUAAGAUUUAAAGGACCGGUGUACAAGCCCUGAACAGCUUGCAAGUCAUUGAGUCAGAAGUGUCACAGACGCACCAUAAAAUGAUGUGGUGGCUUCAGCAAUUGUAUUUUUCAUCUCUCAUUUGCUUUUUAUGACACCAUCGGUUGGGUAUAGGAUAAGAGUAGGGAGGUUUGUUAGUGCUUUAACAUUAAAGGUGCACUCAGUAAUAUUUUCCCCAUUAAAAAAAUACAAAGUUUUACUCCUAAAGAAAUAAAUAGUAAUUUUGAAACAUAUGUAUAAAAUCAUGAGCACUCACAUGAGGUCUCUAUUAUCAGUAACCUUACAAAAGCUGUUUUAUUCUACAUGGUCAUGUUAUUAUCACAUGACCAGCUGAAUACUACUCGCUUAAUCUCUGUAACCGUCUUGUUAUUGGACACUUUCACUCUUGGAUAAAUAUUCAUCAUGGCUGAUUGUGAAUAGUGCAUUUCUACAAUGACAGGUGUAACUGAAAACUAUUGAUUUUGAAUGAUGCUGCAUCCACACCACUAGGUGUCAUUGUAAGACCAAGAUGACAUAAAUAAAAGUUACUGAGUGCACCUUUAAGCUCAUCUGUUUGGAAGAACAUUUAACUCGCUUUUAGUGCCACAUAGUGGACAUUUCAUCUCAGAACUACUGCAAUACAUGUAAUAAGCCAUGCAAUGUAAUGUCAUUUUGAAAAAAUAUUUGCCAGAGUCACGUAAUGUCCAUGAGAUCAGUCUGCUAAUAACUAUUAAAGCAUCAGCUGAUUUCAAGAAUGAUUUUUGAACAUUUUGUACAACUGUUUAAUGAGGCAAAACACCAACCACGUUAAACAUUGACAUCGGUUAAGAGUUGUGAGUCUGGCCAUGCAUUUGCAUGUAUCUGGAUGAUCAGUAACUGCUUCAGCUGUGCUUCCUGACUUAAAGGGAUAGUUCACCUAAAAAUGUAAUUCAUUCCAAACCUGUAUGACUUACUUUCUUCCAUGGAAACAAAAUGAGAUGUUGGUUAGAAUGUUAGCCUAUGUUAAGCUAAGAGUGUUAAGAAAGUAGUGGUGUUGGAACAACAGAAUUUUCAUUUUUGGCUGAACUAUUCCUUUAGUAGAAUCCCUGCAACAAAUGGAACCUUCUAAGCAAACAACAACAAAGCCAAAUGCUCCUCCACCCAGAGCCACACAAAACCAGACUCAAACACUUGCAUGGGAGAUUCAGUUUCAUAGCAACCAAUCCCAGCGUUCCCUCCCUUCCUUGAGUAUUGGGAGGAGGCUGGGAACAGGUGAAACACCAAUCAGCUCCAUUUCCAGAGGGAUGCAAAACCAUCCAGGGCAACACUUGCACUCCAAACCUCUCUUCACAUCUCUCGCUCUUAGACCUCUGGAGUUCAGCAGUCAUGGCCAACGGUGCCCUUGAGAUCGUGGGAAUGUGUGUGACCCUGAUUGGGCUCAUUGGGGCAGCAGCCAGCACUGGAAUGCCAAUGUGGCGGGUGACGGCUUUUAUUGGCGAGAACAUCAUUGUGAUGGAGACUCGAUACGAGGGAUUGUGGAUGAACUGCUACCGGCAAGCGAGUAUUCGAAUGCAGUGUAAAGUGUACGAUUCUUUGCUGGCGCUUUCUCCUGAUCUCCAGGCUGCUAGGGGACUCAUGUGCUGCUCCGUGGCGUUGACCGGUCUGGGUUUACUGAUCGCGAUUGUAGGGAUGAGAUGCACGGCGUGCAUCCAGGACAACGACCGAGCCAAGCGCAUGAUUCUAAUCAUAUGCGGUAGCAUGAUUCUCAUGGGUUGCCUUUGCUGCAUCAUUCCCGUCUCAUGGACCGGUCACGCUAUCAUUCAAGAUUUCUACAACCCGCUACUCAUCGACGCCCAGCGUAGGGAACUAGGUGAGGCACUCUACAUCGGUUGGGUGUCGUCUGUGUUCCUGUUCGCCGGUGGGUGCAUAUUUAUCUGCUGUAACGGCCCCCAAGACAAGGGCCCUGAUCCAAAAAGAUACAUGUACGCAAGGAACGCCCCCUAUGUGGCUUAUCAGCCUCAACCUGUGGCCUAUGUCCACCAACCGCAGUCGGUUUACAGCCAUCCAUCUGGUCCGCCGUCAUUCAUUCAGCCAUCUUACCAACCGUCCAGACAACAGUCGUUCAUCCAACCCUCGAGACAACAGUCCUUCAUACAACCAUCCAGAUAUCCGUCCGCCCACAGAGGCGUCGCCUAUCUCUGAAAUACAGCAGGACAUUUUAAAGGCGUGUAUUUUCGUUUGUGUAAUAUAUGUGAAUGUGUGCGUGCGCAUUAGAGAGGAAGUGAAAGACUUUAUGAACUUGAUGUAAACAAAGGAUUUUAUAAAGAAAUUUGAAUCUAGAAUAUUUUAUUUUUCAAAGGUAACAACAUUAGUUGUACAUUUUCACAAAUGUUUUUGGACAUGUUUGUUGGAAAUGUUUUUAGCAAAACAAUUUGAAUAAUGUAAGCAAUUUUGGCUUUUUUGUUUUAAAAAAACUGAGAACUGACUGAUGAAAAUUGUUUUAAUUAAUUGUGGUGUUGUUGUUUUAUAUGAUUAAUAGUGAAGUACUGAUCAAAUACCUCAUGUCAUUGUUACUUGGGGUAUUUUGCAUUAUUAUUUUGCAUAGAAGAGUUUAAUAUUUGAUAAUUAUUUUUGGAAACAUCAAAAUCCCAAAGUAGUGACAUGAAUCUGUAAAUACUCUCAAGUUAAGAUAUUUAGUUUGUAAAUAGUAAUUUGUGCAUUAUGAACUAACAUUAAGAACGAACAUUUGUAUUGUUCAUAAAAUUAAUAUUGACCAAUGAAUGCUUAAAACAUUGUUCAUUGUUAAUUCAUGACACCUACUGUAAUGCAUUAACUAAUGUUAACAAAUAGAACCUUAUUGUAAAGUGUUUAGCUUAUUGUAAAGUGUUAAACUAUUCAAAUGCUUGGAGAAUCAAAUGGAAAAAUAGUUUGAACUGUUCUGGUCUCUACUGUGUAUUUGUUCAAGGAAUAAUUCUUAGAUGAAAUCUAUAUGAUUCAUUGGAGAGUUUUUCUCAUUAAGUCACAGGGUUAUAGGCAGGGGCUUGUGUGCUGAAUUGCCAAUCCUUUAUUUGCUGAAUUUGGUGGUUUAGUUCAGUUAAGUGCAUUGGGGAUCUUUAUGCCCUAUGGCUUCAGAUAAACAGAAAACUGCAGUGAAAUGUAAGACAGCUAUUGUCUUGAGUGUAGACACACCCAGAGACACACUAGAGCUUGUUAUGUUAGCAAUAGUGCUACGACAGAACAAGGAAACUGAGCUGUAAAUGGUGGAGAAUUGGACACAAAAAUAAACCACGCACACAAAACUAGACAAGCAGCUUUGUUAAAGCGGGAACUGCAUCUUUUUGUAACUUUUGAGAUCUGUGUUACUGUGGACUUUGGUAAAAGCUAAACAGAAUGGAUAUUUUUUCUGUAUCCGAUGAGCUACAAUGCUAUGAUGAACAUGUAAAAAGAUCAGUAAAAGAGCAUUAAUUGAAAAUAAACAUUUGCAAUGA
Molecule: messenger RNA, 5349 nt
Organism: Xyrauchen texanus (razorback sucker)
Lineage: Eukaryota; Metazoa; Chordata; Actinopteri; Cypriniformes; Catostomidae
Product: claudin-8-like
Exons: 1
Coding region: 3248-4063 (271 amino acids)
Biological process (GO): cell adhesion; bicellular tight junction assembly
Cellular component (GO): bicellular tight junction; plasma membrane
Molecular function (GO): structural molecule activity
Source: RefSeq, a predicted model, not a curated record